UGAUGCUAUGCGGGCACAGGAGAGGCUUAUCCACUCGCAGAAUAAUGUAUUCGCCGCACCCAAACAGCCCUCACUGAUAGCAGUUCGAUUUCAAUUUCUUAUCCACACCUCCUUCACUCCGUUGUCGUAGACAAGGUCCACUCCAGCCGUGGUUCUACUGCUUAUCAUCCUGAUCCUAUUCCUCUCCUUCGCUCUCUCUCAGUGUCAACAUCUUCAAUUCAUUUAGGUUUUCAUGGCGACGCCUUUCUCAACAAUCUCUGUUCGUUCCGUCUUCCAACCCAAACACAACCGCGCCAGAGCACUCCUCUCAUUACGAGAUUAUAAUGGAGGGUUAAAUUGCGUCAAAUGUGGGUUGAAUACGGCGCAUGUUUAUUCAUGGAACUCUGCUGCAAACUAUGUCAGACUCAAGCGGCAUGCCCUAAUGAUCUCUUCCCACGUCAUUGUUUCUGGGAGUCUGUUGAAAAACAGAAGAGGAGUUGUGAAGGCUGCAACUAUCGAAGAAAUUGAAGCGGAGAAAACCUUGAUUGAGAAAGAUGUAAGAUCAAGGAUGGAAAAGACUAUCGACACAGUUCGGUCUAAUUUCAACUCAAUUAGGACCGGGAGAGCAAACCCUUCAAUGCUCGAUAAGAUUGAGGUGGAGUAUUACGGCAGUCCAGUUAGCCUGAAGAGCAUUGCCCAAAUUAGUACACCUGAUGCCAGCUCUCUCUUGGUCCAGCCAUACGAUAAAUCUAGCUUAAAGUCAAUAGAGAAGGCCAUAGUCAACUCUGACUUGGGAUUGACUCCAAACAAUGAUGGAGAGGUCAUACGGUUAACUCUCCCUCAACUUACAUCCGAAAGAAGAAAGGAGUUGUCCAAAGUUGUUGCAAAGCAGGCAGAGGAAGGGAAGGUGGCAGUUAGGAAUAUAAGAAGAGAUGCUUUGAAAGCCUAUGAAAAACUCGAGAAGGAGAAAAAACUUUCAGAAGAUAAUGUAAAGGACUUGUCAAGUGAUUUGCAGAAACUAACUGAUGACUAUAUGAAGAAGAUUGAUGUCAUAUACAAGCAGAAAGAGAAGGAGUUGUUAAAGGUGUGACCAAGAGCAACGAUUGAGAGAAGUUCUCCUGAUGGUGUGAAUUUUUAAAUUGUAUUUCAGGAGUUGUUGAAGGUGUGACCAAGAGCAAACGAUAGAGAGAAGUUCCCGGUGUGAAUUGUGAAAUAUCACAUCUCUGGUUUUUCCAAGAAUAGAGUUUUAAAAAUCUCAUUGUUAGAAUCAAACCCCCAUUUAUUUUUUUUCUUUUUCUUUGGUUGAAAUGAGAUACACCGCCUUAUGGGAAAUGGUAAAUAUCUCAAAUCUCUCACUCUGUACAUUGAAACUGGAUAUUAUCAUCACUCACACAUUUUGAUUCUCA
Momordica charantia (bitter melon) is the source of this 1385-nucleotide messenger RNA. RefSeq names its product ribosome-recycling factor, chloroplastic. Gene Ontology annotation, biological process: plastid translation. Lineage: Eukaryota; Viridiplantae; Streptophyta; Magnoliopsida; Cucurbitales; Cucurbitaceae. Gene Ontology annotation, molecular function: ribosomal large subunit binding. Gene Ontology annotation, cellular component: chloroplast. The record is from RefSeq and is a predicted model, not a curated record.